Messenger RNA from Acanthisitta chloris (rifleman), 1636 nucleotides. RefSeq names its product thyroid hormone receptor associated protein 3 (gene THRAP3). The record is from RefSeq and is a predicted model, not a curated record. Gene Ontology annotation, molecular function: transcription coregulator activity; DNA binding. NCBI's taxonomy places the organism in Eukaryota, Metazoa, Chordata, Aves, Passeriformes, Acanthisittidae. Gene Ontology annotation, cellular component: mediator complex. The transcript has 7 exons. Gene Ontology annotation, biological process: positive regulation of transcription by RNA polymerase II. The annotation marks the transcript as partial.
GUACCUGGAGGAGCAGAAGGCUGAGAAUGGGAAAGACAAAGACCAGAAAGUAAGUGUUGAGAAAGAAAAAAGUAAAGAAAAAGGGAAUUUCUCUGAGUUGGGAUCAACAGAUGGAAAGGCAAAAUCCGAGGUGUAUGGAUCCAAGGCUGACUCGGAGAAGGGAUACCGCGGCAGCCAGUCGCCCAAGCGCUACAAGUUCAGGGAUGACUUUGACAAGAUCAAGGUCCCAGAGUUCCACAAGGAAGGCCAUUAUGGCAAAGAGGAGAUGGAUGAGCAGGACAAGAAGGAUAAAGCAAAAGGCCGGAAAGAUUCGGAGUUUGAUGAUGAGCCCAAAUUUAUGUCUAAAGUCGUUGCGACUUCGAGUAAAAACCAAGAGGAGGAUAGGUCUGGAAAAUGGGAAGGGGUGGUGUUCCUGCCACCUGGAAAGGAGAAGCAAAGGAAAUCUGAUGACAUGGAGGAGGAAAGCUAUUCCGAGAGAUCCAAAAAAGAGGAGAGAUCAGGAUCCAAGAGAUCGGAGUCUGGUCACAGGGGGUUUGUUCCUGAAAAGAAUUUCAGAGUGACCACUUACAAGUCAAGCCAGGAAAAAAGCUCUUCGCCCCCACCGCGGAAGGCUUUGGAGGUGAAGGAGAAGCCAGGCACCAAAGUGGAGGGGCUGACUCCUGGCAAAUCCUCCUUUUCCAUUACCCGUGAGGCCCAGGUCAACAUUCGCAUGGAUUCCUUCGACGAGGAUCUCGCACGUCCCAGUGGCAUAUUGGCUCAGGAGCGCAAGCUCUGCCGGGACCUGGUGCACAGCAACAAGAAGGAGCAGGAAUUCCGCUCCAUUUUCCACCACAUCCAGUCGGCUCAGUCGCAGCGCAGCCCCUCGGAACUGUUUGCUCAGCACAUAGUGACUAUAGUCCAUCAUGUGAGAGAACAUCACUUUGGGUCCUCAGCAAUGACACUGAACGAACGCUUUACCAAAUACUUAAAGAAAGGAAUGGAACAGGAUGCAGCUAAGAACAAGAAGAGUCCUGAAAUCCACAGGAGGAUAGAUAUAUCUCCCAGUACUUUUAGAAAACAUGGAUUCUCUCAAGAGGAGUCGAAAAGCUCCAGAGAUUCAGGCUUCAAGGCUGAAGGGAAAUAUAAGGACGAUCCUGUUGACCUGCGCCUCGAUAUUGAACGCCGUAAAAAACAUAAGGAAAGAGAUCUUAAGCGCGAUAAAUCCAGGGAGUCGGUGGACUCGAGGGAUUCAAGUCACUCAAGGGAAAGAUCAACUGAGAAAACGGAGAAAAGUCACAAAGGCUCAAAGAAAAAGAAGCACCGACGGGUGCGAGAGAGAUCCAGAUCCAGUUCCUCAUCGUCAUGGUCCUCUCACUCGGUCAAGGCAGAGGAGUAUCCCGAGGAGACUGAGGAGAGGGAGGAGAGCUCCACAGGCUUCGACAAGUCCCGGCUGGGGACUAAGGAAUUCACUGGCCCAAACGAGAGAGGAAGAGCGAGGGGAACCUUUCAGUUCAGAGCCCGAGGGAGAGGAUGGGGCAGAGGCAACUUUUCAGGCAACAACAACAGCAACAGCGGCGGCAACAACGACUUCCAGAAGCGAAGCAGGGAGGAGGAAUGGGACCCUGAGUACACCCCCAAGAGCAAGAAGUACUACCUG